This is a messenger RNA of Purpureocillium takamizusanense, 2843 nucleotides long. RefSeq lists its product as uncharacterized. The record is from RefSeq and is a predicted model, not a curated record. Bases 1458 to 2843 code for a protein of 461 amino acids. The transcript is spliced from 5 exons. Lineage: Eukaryota; Fungi; Ascomycota; Sordariomycetes; Hypocreales; Ophiocordycipitaceae.
CAUCAUCCCGCCGGCACUUCACCGCCGGGUACGACUACUAUUCUUCGGCAGCGAAACCCGCGACGACAUGAUGAUGCGACCUACAUGCAGUGCAACGGAGCCAUUGCGCGAGCGCAGAUCCAUCCCGCGCGCGAGUCAGCCGCACACGGGUGCUACUAGGCCCCCCCAUCGCUGGACGCCAAGCUUAAAUGCAGUCGCCCCCGCGUGGCGUUCGUUCCAGUCACAGAACUUGUCACUGACUCCGCAUCUUCUCCAUGGACCGGAUCCGAGGUCCCUUGGGCCCCAUAUCCAAUACUUUUAGCGGAACCGAAGUCGGCCGUGUUUACGUAUUGUCAACGGCGUCUCGAGGACAGCUGGUCUGCGCAGUCAGAGAAGAGCCAACUCCCAGAACCCUUUUCUCGUUGAAAUAUCACAAGAAACAAGAUUGCUGCGCAUGUCAGCACUGAUCUGUCAUCAGGAUGAGACGUGCGGCUCGAUCCAGAAAUCGGCAAAUUCUGGCCAAGGCGGCAUUGGUCUUCUCGGGCCGCUCUGGUGCAGCCUCUGGGCUUGCUACGCCUCACGGCCCCUGCUCACAGCUGGGCGUGGUGGUCAGCCUUUAAGCCACCGUAGGGCUUGCCAGCCAUUCCCGCUUCGUCGAAUGUUCCACGCCUGUGUUAGAUCGCCAGGGUCCAAGGUGGCAACGGGCUGAUUUCUGCACUGGGCCUGUCCGGAUUCCAAACCAACUUCCUGUUCAAGAUCUCAAUCCUUGUUAGUGGACAAUCUUCGACGAAAGCCGAGCAAACUUCGACUACUCGCUACAGGACGCCUAUUGCAGCGCAUAACGUAGGUAUCUGACGUUGGGUGCGCCGUGGGGGCAGAGUGGCAAUGGGAGCUAUAAUGCUGUGAGGACCACAGACUAGGACCCACGAUGCCCGUUUGCGUACGGUCUUGCGAUGCAACGCAACGGUAGCCGUAUCGAUAUAAGAGUCCUGGCCGACGUAGGACAUCCUCCGGGGCCCACGGUCGUCGUUGUCCGGUACGCCAACCUUGCCCGACCUUGGAUGGUGUCGACCUCUUGAGACGCAAGCUUUCCUCAUGUUAUGGCAUUGCCAAUGCAACAAUGCCGUCGUUACGACGGGUGGCUGCAUCUUAGCUGAGUGCCACUGUUCCGCGAGCCCGAAUGAAGACUUGGUCGCAGAGUGAGUGCCUGGGGCAUAAACGGCUCGAGGGCAACCGGGCAGCCGAACUUGGUUGGCGUGCCGGACAACCAGCGAACAGCGUAGACGGCUCUGUUUGCUGCCCCCUAUUCUCGUGUCCAAGCGAACCAAAACCUCUUCCUCACGCUUUCUCGCGUACCUGCUUUGCCCUUGUGGUGUUGCUCCCGACCGCACCCUCCCUUCAGUACCUUUCUCGUGAGCAUCCUGAAGCCCCGGCAUCUUUUGUGACUUUGCACUGCCUAUGCGGCAUUCUUUUUCGGCAUGGACGAUUUCAGACGCGACCGCACAAACGAUGAACAUGACUUUGCUGCGCUCCGAUACGACUCGGCUGACUGGGGCAGCUUUGGAUUCGCGUCUAUCCACCACGAGGCCCCUGCACAACAACGAGCGCUCGAUGAAGACCAGUGCGGACUUCCACCGCUUCUGAAUACCAAUGUGGUGGACUAUAACUUCGCAUAUCUAGAACAGAGCCUGCAGUGUCCCCAACAACAGACGCAGAGGCCGAUACUGCCUCCUUCGAACAAUUUCCUGGCCAUCCCCAGUUAUCAUCAGACCGUGACACCAGAAAUCAUAACAAAGAUUGCGAAUCCGACUUUCGGCGAUCACACGAGGCUGUGUCCCCUCCUCAAUGAGGCUGAUCACCCGUGCUACGAGCCAACUCGAAUACCAGGUGGAGGCCCAUCGCGACAACAGCGCGACCCGCUCAAGGUACAUACAACUGAUGCCCAGGAGGAGCGCGAUCAAUAUAGUCGCUCGGUGAGCGCAGAGCAUAGAGCGGAGGAACAUAUUGCCAUCACCAGUUUCAUGGAAUCGACAAUCAAGGAGCAGCUGAAGCGCUUCUGGAAUCCUGAAGGUUAUCGUGUGUUGAAACCCCGCAAGGAGCGUUUGACAAUGACAGAGUACGAAACGAAGUUGGUCAACACCGGCAAAGAACAGACGGGACAAUGGCAAGGACACUAUCGAAGCUUGGAUGAGGCAAGGAUAGCCAGGAUGACCCUCCAGAAAAUCUACAGCAAGCCUCCCCACGAAUGCACGAGCCCGGUAGACGACGACUCGUUCCCGACUUCAGACAAUGCCUGGGUGAGAGUAGUAAGGCAGAUCUUUGAUGCCAUCAUGGACUGGAGGUACAUUCUGGAAUGGAAGAGCGCUCUUGACCGUGAGGGCAAGGCGAAGGCCAUGGGGAUGCUUUCCCAAAACGGCGAAGAAGAGUCAUGUCCGGGCUUGGAACCUCGACCCAGUGCUUGCGAUCUCGAAAAAUUGCUUCCGAGUCGCGAGGAACAGCAGCGGAGGAUUCUUGGUCAAGUCCCGAGCGAUCAGACGAUUGAGUUGGUCGCAUGGGCGAUAGUGCACUCCAAGCAGCUUGUCAAAUCCAUCCUUACGGCAGGCGAUGGUUGGAAGCUCAGGAUUGUCAACGCUCCAAGGAAGGAAUUUCGGGCAAAAGGAAACAACAGGCGCGUGAAUGCUGCCAAGGAGAGGCAGCGACAAGGCCUAAGCCAACUUCGAGAUCAGGAGGAAGGGUUGGCCACUGGAUCUCGGGGUAUGAAUCAGACGCCAGGCCCCGUGCCGCGCGGACAAGGCUGCCGCACGGGGAGCCGGGAGGAGACGGAGAACGGACAGGCCCCGGGCGAGCCAUCGCUCGGCAUGUGA